AGAAAUAAAAACUUAAAAAAGCGGCGGGGUGUAUGAAUUGAUUUAUUUUUCGUGUUCUGAAUUGAUUUUUCGAUCGGGUGUUUGAGAUUUUUCGUGUUCAGAGUAGGGCGGGGUGUAUGAAUUAAUUGAUUUUUCUUGUUCUGAAUUGUUUUUUGGAUCGUGUGUUUGAGAUUUCAGAGUAGAGAAAAUCAGAUUGCUCAGUAAAGAGAGAAGGCAGUGUUACAGCCAUGGCAUCGAAAGUUGCAGAUCCCUCUCUAGGAUUUUUAACGAGAAAAGAAACAGAGGUGAAACUGGCGAGGCCAACGAGAGUCAAAAACAAAACCCCCGCGCCGAUUCAGAUCACCGCGGAACAAAUAUUAAGAGAGGCAAGGGAGCGGCAGGAGGCAGAAAUCCGCCCUCCAAAGCAAAAAAUUACAGACGAGAGCGAAUUAGCAGAAUACCGUCUCCGCAAGAGAAAGUCAUUUGAGGACUUGAUUCGGAGGGUGAGAUGGAAUACUAAUGUGUGGGUCAAGUACGCAUUAUGGGAGGAGUCCCAAAAGGAUUUUGCACGGGCGAGGUCUGUCUGGGAAAGGGCCCUCGAGGUGGAUUACAGGAAUUCCACUCUGUGGCUUCGCUACGCCGAGGUGGAGAUGAAACACAAGUUUAUAAACCACGCCAGGAAUGUCUGGGACCGUGCGGUGUCGUACCUUCCGAGAAUUGAUCAGCUCUGGUACAAGUACAUUCAUAUGGAGGAGAUGCUCGGCAAUGUUGCAGGGGCUCGCCAAGUUUUUGAGAGGUGGAUGAAUUGGGAACCCGAUCACCACGGUUGGUCUGCAUACAUAAAAUUUGAACUCAGGUACAGUGAAGUGGACAGGGCCAGGACCUUAUUUGAAAAAUAUGUGCAGUGUCACCCCACAGUGAAGGCUUGGAUCCGCUAUGCUAAGUUUGAGAUGAAGAACGGGGAGAUUCCCAAGGCUCGACGAUGUCAUGAGAGGGCAGUUGACCAACUUGGGGAGGAUAGGCAGACUGAGGAGCUCUUUGUGGCAUUCGCUGAAUUCGAGGAGCGCUGUAAGGAGUUGGAGCGAGCAAGGUGUAUUUAUAAGUAUGCCCUUGACCAUAUACCUAAGGGACAGGCUGAAAAUCUCUACAGGAAAUUCGUUAUGUUUGAAAAACAGUAUGGUGAUAGAGAAGGUAUUGAAGAUGUCAUUGUUGGCAAGAGGAGGUUUCAAUAUGAGGAGGACGUCAAGAAGAGUCCACUUAAUUAUGAUGCUUGGUUUGAUUAUGUGCGCCUCGAGGAGAGUGUUGGCAACAAGGAAAGAAUAAGGGAGAUAUAUGAGAGGGCAAUAGCAAAUGUGCCACCUGCAGAGGAGAAACGCUAUUGGCAAAGAUACAUCUACUUAUGGAUAAACUAUGCACUAUAUGAGGAGCUUGAAGCUGAGGACAUGGAACGCACAAGGGAUGUAUAUAGGGAAUGUUUGAAGCUCAUUCCACAUAAGAAGUUUUCAUUUGCAAAGAUCUGGUUGUUAGCCGCACAAUUUGAGAUACGUCAGAAAAAUUUGACGUCUGCGAGACAGAUAUUGGGCAGUGCCAUUGGAAUGGCACCCAAAGACAAGAUAUUCAAUACAUACAUUGAAAUAGAACUACAACUCGGAAAUCUUGAUAGAUGCAGAACAUUGUAUGAAAAAUACUUAGAGUGGGCACCGGCAAACUGUCAUGCCUGGACCAAGUACGUGGAAUUGGAAAGGUCUUUAGGUGAGACUGAACGUGGUAGGUCAAUAUUUGAAUUAGCGAUAACUCAACCUGUACUUGAUAUGCCGGAGCUACUAUGGAAGGCUUAUAUAGAGUUUGAAAUAUCGGAAGGUGAAUAUGAAAAAACUAGACAUCUUUAUGAGAGACUGCUAGAUCGUACAAAGCACUUGAAAGUGUGGAUCAGCUAUGCCAAGUUUGAAGCUUCUGUUGCUUUGGAGGAAGAAUCUAAAGCUAAUGAAGAACAGAAUCAGCAGCGUGUUCUUCACACUCAUGGUGUUUUUGAAAGGGCAUUUGAUUAUAUGAGGACAACUGUCCCAGAGCAGAAAGAAGAGAGAUCAAUUCUAUUGGAGGAAUGGCUCAAUAUGGAGACUAGCUUUGGCAGUCUGGGCGAUGUGAGUCUGGUUCAGAAAAAACUGCCCAGAAAGGUGAAACGGAAAAGAGCAAUCAUGUCUGAGGAUGAAAGACCUACUGGCUAUGAGGAGUACUAUGACUACAUCUUUCCUGAUGAGUCAGACAUGGCUCCUACCCUAAAGAUAUUUGAGGCUGCCCGUAAGUGGAAGAAGCAAAGGUCUGUUUCUGGUGAAGAUUAAUUGUAUUAAUGUUGUCCAUUUGUUUCCGAUCUUUGGAGUUUUGAAGCGUAUUCCUGCCAAUGAAAUGAAUGGUCUUGAGAAAGAGUGACGUAAGUGGAAGAGUCGCAUUUCUCUUUAAGAGAAUAAUGGACACCAGUGCAUUUGCCAUGUCAACAGUGGCAGGCAUAUUUCACUUUCAGCACAGGAUAGUUAUCACAGAGAAAUGGAAGGGUGAAUACCAAGUGAAGAUGCUUCCUUCUGUGAGGGAGCUCAACUUUUCAGUCGCAGCCAGAUUUUGAUUGAGACAUGCAGGAAGCAGAGCUGUAUCUGGAAUCUCAUGGAAAAUGAGUCUGUAUCUUUACAAUUGUAUGAAAUGAUGACAGAAAUUGUAGAAGUCCUGGAUUUUUUGUCACUUCAACUUCUGGAUGUGACAGCCAAAAUCAAAUAAUAGGUGGAGCUGGUAAACAUUAUACCUAAGUAGCUUACUAUGUGAAAUUCACAAUUACCAGAAGAGCACUUAUAUUUUGAUCAGGAAGCUGCCUUUCCAAAUGUUGGUUCAAGAAAUUUCAUUCGGAUUCAAGAUGCAGGCACCUAGGAACAGCAAGGAAACAAGAGCUGGAUGCAAGACGGGUGGAAGACUAAAGAUGAUACAAGGCAACUCAACUAGGACUCGCCAUUCAGGCAAUGACGAGUCACCCUUCUUUAUAUGUGCAUUUAUUUUUCCUUGCAUCUACAAAUGUAUAAUGUUUUCUUUCAUUUGCAUUAUAAGAGUUAGUCUCACGGCUUGUGUGAGACAUUAUCCAUUUACAUUAUCAAUAAAGAUUACCUUUUUUUUAAAAAAAAAUUGUG
Molecule: messenger RNA, 3146 nt
Organism: Cryptomeria japonica (Japanese cedar)
Lineage: Eukaryota; Viridiplantae; Streptophyta; Pinopsida; Cupressales; Cupressaceae
Exons: 10
Coding region: 228-2318 (696 amino acids)
Biological process (GO): mRNA splicing, via spliceosome; spliceosomal complex assembly
Cellular component (GO): precatalytic spliceosome; post-mRNA release spliceosomal complex; Prp19 complex
Molecular function (GO): protein binding
Source: RefSeq, a predicted model, not a curated record